Messenger RNA from Argentina anserina (silverweed cinquefoil), 870 nucleotides. RefSeq names its product vegetative cell wall protein gp1-like. Bases 112 to 774 code for a protein of 220 amino acids. The record is from RefSeq and is a predicted model, not a curated record. The transcript has a single exon. NCBI's taxonomy places the organism in Eukaryota, Viridiplantae, Streptophyta, Magnoliopsida, Rosales, Rosaceae.
UUCACUAACUCACACCAACAAUCAUUCUCUCCCUUACAUUCAUUCUUCCUUCACCAUCAUACGAUUCUCCAAUCUCCACCACCACAAGAAUCGACACUGCAAUUUCCGGCAAUGGUGAUGCGUAGAAUAUUGUUUCUAGUUUCUCUGUUGAUUCUCUCUUUGUCAUGUUUCAAUGUGGUUCACUCAGCCAAUGCGCCUGCUACUUCUCCCAGACCCGCAAACAACCCGCCUCCGCCGCAUUCUCCCGCGGCUUCUCCGGCGGUUACUCCCGCGGCUUCUCCUCCGCCAUCCCCUCCAAGCCCUCCGGCUCACUCUCCGCCUGCCGCUUCUCCCGAAACCUCUCCGCCGACUUCAUCGAGUCCUCCGGCAUCCUCGCCGGCCGUCUCACCGGCAACUCCUCCUCCGGCGUCACCCGUUUCUCCAGCAGCUAGCCCGUCGGCAAAUGGGCCGGCACCGGUUCAAGCACCGGCCUCCUCUCCGCCGACUGUGGCCUCUCCCGUUGCGACUCCUGUGAGUACUCCAGAGUCAAGUCCGCCGGUUGCAGAGAGUCCCGAGGUUGCGGCAACGCCUUCGGAGUCUGGCAUUCCUUCUUCUGCAACUCCGUCGGAGUCUCCGGCGAUGUUCCCGUCGAGCAGCAGCCCACCAAGUCUGACGCCGGCGGGUCUGUCGCCUGUGGAGGGUCCAGCUAGUGAUGAUACGUCGGGUUCGGAUUCCAAGUACGGAGUUGGGUUCAUUUUGAGUGGGAUGUCUAUCUGGGUGGCUUUGGCCCUCUAAAUUCUUUCUCUUAGAUUUUAACUUCAUUAUAUAUAACUUGUAUCUUGUCUAGACUAUUGUAUUUCGAAUCACAUUUCGUUGAAUGAUAUUCAUUUA